UCACCAUUUGCAUUUGGAAUUUAUUGGUGUGUUUGUUGCUCAUUGUGAAAAGCAGGAGAAUAGAAUAUCAUUAUAUCAUGUAUUUUAUAUUCUGCUUUUCAGGGCAAGUACUAUUUAAAAAAAUCCCUGUACCUACUUCAUGUGAAAGAAUUGUGGUCUUGGCCUGUGUGGUGAUGAAUUCACUUUAUUUUUUAAACACUGUUAUUUAAAGUAUAAUAAAAAUCUUAUGAUAUGUUUCUUGGGGGUUAAUUGCAGCAACUGUUAGUUAUUGUAGUUGCUGGUGUCAACUUUUAAAUUCAAUUUCCUGUCUGAAGAUUCUACAUAUUUUAAAUAUACAUAUAUAUUAAAAUAUUUAAGUACUGAGAGAGCGGAAAACCUUAGAUCUCUAUACUCUAAAUCUCUGGGUCAAAUAGAUUGUGGAUUCAGCUAGACAUCAGCAACAGUAACAAAAAAGCACAUCCCUAAUGGACUAUUGACUUUUAAGGGGGACCUGGUUUGACCCCAUAGCCUUUAAUGGUGUCUUGAAACUGCUUGGCUGCUGCCUCUCUCUUUAUCUCUGCCAGGAACAUGUGUUCAAAGCUGGGACAAAUCUCACUUCAGUGCUUAGCAGUAGGAAAAUAGUAUCAGUUCAUUUUGUGUAGCCUAAAAAACUGAAAUCUGAGUGAGAAACUCCAGGCUGUAAAGUUUGGUGGUAGCACCUCUUUCCCCCCUGCUUACUUUUGACUGAAAUGAAAUGUACAAUUGUUCUCAAAGUUGGGAGUUCAGUUUUGGUUGCUGGUGGUCAUUUUAUCCAAGAAGAAAAGGCUUCUUGGUCCAAAGUCUUAAAACAGAGAGAAGGAAAGGAAAGAUUUGUGUGAUGGGCUUUUUGAGUACAGUCGUACCUUGGUUCUCGAAUGCCUUGUGACUUGAAUGUUUUGGCUCCUGAACACCCCAAACCCAGAAGUGAGUGUUUGCGAACGUUCUUUGGAACCUGAACAUCUGACGCGGCUUCCAAUUGAGUGCAGGAAGCUACUGCAGCCAAUCAGAAGCCACGCCUUGGUUUUCGAACUUUUCGGAAGUCAAACAGAUUUUCAGAAUGGAUUCUGUUUGGGAACCAAGGUACCACUGUACUGUACUGUAUACAGGCAACACUUUUUAUCGGGGCUUUUUUCAGCUGGAGCCCACCAGAGCUCAGCUCUGGCACUUCUCAGUGCCAUUCUAAGAGAAAAAGGUAGGUGUUCAGCACCUCUUUUUCUAGAAAAAUAGAACAGCCUCUUAUGCUGGUUGCAAUGUCCAGUCUACACUCUUACCUUCCAACACAAAAAUUACAUUAUGGGAAUAUAACUCACAGGCUGUGUACUGUGAUGCACUGGUGUUCUACAAGACGGGCUGAAAUGCGUGUUGAAAUUAAGUCACCAUGUUGGGUGUUCUUUGUAUUGUUAUGCAGAAAUUAUUUUCUCCCUCUCCAACACCCAAAAAUAAGCAGUGAAGGAGAGUGAAAGAAUUCACCAGGAUACUCUCAUGCAGUCUGCACUGUGACUGAGAAGUAUGGGGCAGUCCCAGAAGCAUCAUCAUUGCUCAGAAAGCAAUGGCUCAUAGCUGAGUUAUGAAUAAAUGGGCAAGGAAAGCAGGACAUGCCAAAAUAAUAUCACACAGAUGCACAUAGCUUUAGGAUCAAGAAGAACAUAAAAUGUACGUGUGGUGUGCAAGCUUGAAGUGUUCAUCUGUUUUAAGUCAAAUAAACCCAGUAAGAUAAGGUAUAUUAUUUUCAUGAAUAUUUCCACCUUCCUAUGCCUUGGCUUGCACAUUCAGGGCAAUUAGCUGAAGAGAUGAUCUGAUCUGAUCAUAGUUGUGAGUUCCAUGAGUAUUAUCAGUUCCUGUGCAUCUGUUUACCCAUUCAAAAGUACAGAAAACAAUGCGUGUGUCCUUGAUGUUCAUGUUACGAGCAGUUGGCUUAAUUGUGCAUUUUGUUCAUUAAUCCAACAUACAGAAAUCAGUGGGUAAUUGGUGUGCAUUGCUUGGAUAAUUAGCUUAAUUGCUGCAAAGCAACUUUCACGGUUAAGCUGAUGCAUCAGGUUUUCUCAAGAAUUUGAUUAUAAUACAUGCCAUCAGUUAGUGCCAUUGUCCAAAGCCGUGAAAUGAGGGGUAUUUUACGAGAGGAAUAUUACAGUGCUUGCAGCAUCCCUAUGUGAUUCAAGUAUUGCAAAUGGUUCAUUAAGAAACUAUUGCAGUAAUGUUUAUAGCUUGUUUAAUUGCUGUCAUUCCUUUAGUAUAAGAUGUAAUGACUACUAGAACACAGACCUUCUGACCAGCUUUUGUCUUAAUAGGUGUUUAUAUUUACUACUCAAGAGGCAUGAAGGGAAUAAAAAUAUCUGAAGCAAGAAUACAUACUCUGAUCACUUGAUAUAGAUUAUGACUUAAUUAUAACUGUUAACCGAUAUUGAGUUAAGAGCUCAUUUUUUAAAGAAAAAAUAAACAAUAUACCAGUAGACCCAGGGAAUUCCCAAUGUAUUAAAAUAGUAGAUAGACCAUGCAAGACUGAAAUUGGCCCAACAAUAAAAUAGAUUGCUAACUAGAAUAGAAUGCCCCUUUUCAGGUUGCACAAGUAGGGCUGUGCAAAAUGUUAAUAUGUGAACAUUUUUACAGUCGUUUGUGGAGCUGACAUGCUACCCAAAGAUUAUGAGGAGGCAGAUGCUCAUUGUUAGUAGAUUUAUUGGGGGGGGGAGAUUUGUAACUGGUUAAUGAGGUGGUCCAGGGACUAGUGUUUUAUUUUCUGUCUCUUGUUUUAAGACGAAGGGGCAGCUCGACAACACACACUUGGGAAAUGGGCCCACUAAAAAAAGAAUAAGGGAAUCGGCCCAAUCUGUAUCAAAGUUAGUAAAAAAUACAUUCACCACCACCCUCACAUUUCAGAGAACUUGGGGCCCUUCCCCUGGAUACCACAAAAUGUGUGUCCCCCCCUUGUUUCUAUUCAAAGUUCUGCUGAAGGUGGGAGAGAGGGUUUUAUGCUGUCCCAAGCACAGGAUCACCCCCAAAUAUAUUCCUACUUACCAAGAGACAAAACUGCCCUUGGCUGCUUUUCCAGACUAAAGCUGCUUAUAUAUAAUUACUCUUAACUUUGGAUAAUUGGCUUCCUAAAUAAGUAAUGCCAUUGUGAUUUGGUUGGCAUUGUUUCUAAUGGACACAGGAGAUUUGGGUUUAAAUCUCCGCUCAGCCCUGAAAUUAUCAGAGUCUACCUUGGGAAGCUCAUUCUAGUGCAUUAGCUUUCCCCCAUGUUUCUUUGUAGUCGGCUACACAUUGCAGGUGAACAUUGUGUGCAUAUAGACGUUUGCAAAGUGCCGGGGAGAGAAUCUUACACAUCUGCCUAGACCGAUUGAAUGGAACACCUUUUGAAAUAGCCCCAGAAAGAAGGGCUACUCUGCAAAACCAAGCGUCUCUCUCUCUUCAACAUUCCCCUAUAGUAGCAGCCAACCAAAACUGCUGUGGAAACUGCUGUGGAAUCUGAGCUCCAUGAAAGAAUUUCUUAAUGCAGCAGGCAUCAUUUUGGGGUUCAGAAAUGGGAACUAUGGCAAGAAUCUAAAAUUCCUAAAUAAAUGCAGGUUCCUUCUGGAUUCUAUCCAGAAGAGCCAAUCCCAACAUUGUCUGCUCUUCAUGGACAAAGCAGAUUUCAAUUCUGAGACGUAAUAACGAUCUAUGGGGUUCCAUUGUUGGUCAUUACCCCAUUCCAUAUAACACAAAGCAGGAAAACAUUCAGUUGGCAGAGAUGCAAUUCAUUAGAUGUAAUGUAGCUGGGCACAGGCAUCUCUUUGCCUUAAUGUUGGCCACCCCAAUUCUGCAGUCCUAUGAAAGAAUUAGUAGCCUGUCAAAUGUCAGUUGGUUUAUUAUAUGGUCAAUGCAGCUUAGAACGCUUUAUGCUAAAUGCUGGAGAUUACAAACCAUACCAAAGAUAAAGAAUGGGUUGGGGAAAACCUGGGGUGCCAGUUUAACAUAUUUUCUAUGAAGUUGAGAAAGAAGAGAAAAGACUGGGAGAAUAGCAGAAAUCUAUUGAUUUUAGUAAGGGAUUUCAAACCAACCAAGCACUAUGGAUUUAAAAUGUAGUAGUAUUUGUGAAUCACUGUUUUGAAAAAUAGAUAUGCUUUAUUUAUUAUGGGAUAGAUUAAUGAAUUUAUGGAAAUGGUGCUUUAUGUUUGAACAUGGGAUUAUAGCAGGUAGGAAGAUUAAUCUUCUGAAUAAGCUUUCGGUUAGUAACAUUAUUGUUAAGUGAUUAUUAAGGGAUAAUGGCUUUGCUUACAUAGGAUUAAUAAUCUUACUCAUUUUGUGUUAUAAUUAUUUAUGCUGUUGUGAAAACAAUAAGAUUUUUUUAAAUAACUUGUAGCCUGUCUACCUACAAAUCCUGGCUCUUGGCAUGUGAAUGACCUCAAAAUGUGGAGGUAUCUCUAUUUCAGCUUGCAAAAUCUUUAUAAAUCACUAAAGGUGAUUCUUCCUUUACAAAGUAGAAGGCUGGUUUUAGAUAUGACUAGGCUUGCUUUGCUACACAGUCAACUGCUUUCUCCCUAAAUCUGGAUUACUGGGGAAAGCCUACAAUUAUGUACUUUUACUGAAGUACAAAAGGUGUGUCUCUGACGCAUACCGCUGCAAUAUUUCUUUCCCAAUUUUUAUGUUAGCAAACUUCUCAAACAAAGAAACAGGCAGAAAGGAAAAUCAAGUCCUUGAAGCUCUUCAGUCAAGAUUAUUCCAGCAUUCAGGUUUAAUUGGUUAAAAGAAAUCUGGAGGUGUUAGUUAUGAGAGGUAGGAAGCCCAGUGAACCCUCUGGCAAUCCAGAUUUGCAGAAGGCACACAGAGUCUGCUUGCUUGCUUGCUUGUUUGUUUCAGUUCCAUUAGCUACCAUUGGGUUCCGCUGCUAUUUAUUUCUUCGCACAGAAUGAAGAGUUCAUGUUGUUUCCUGUAGCUGUGGGGUGACACCAUUCUUGGAUCUCCCUGAGAAUUGUUACUAAUUCAUUCCCAACAAUUCAGUGCCUAAACUCUGGCAUUCAUGUUUAAGCUUGUAAUACUUUGAACCUGUGAAAAGCAGAGCACUGCCAGUGUUAAAACAUGUAUUUUGCAUAUUACGUUUUUUAAACAGUCACAGAAGGCUUUGUUGAUAGGUAAGCUGUUCUCGUGCUCUUGUAAGGAGAAAGGUAAUUGGUUGGCUUCCUACAGGACUCUCCCUUACGUUUCCCCCUUUCUAAGGAGAGAAGUGUUGGCAGAAGCUGAAAGGGUUGUGCGUGCUCAAAGCCCACUUAAAAUAUUAACAGGAUUCUUCAGGGGCUUUUUCCCUUUGAAGGAUUAUUUACUGUAAAUGCUAGCACAUGAUCUUCAGUGUUCGGUUUUCACAUCAGCAUUUGUUUGUUUUUCUAUCCUUCCAAAUGCCUCUUUUUUAAUUUUUUAAAAAUGUUGCUGGUAUUUUCCUCCUUCUCCAAAGUGUGAUGUGGUGACUUCUUAAGGUGAGCGUCCUUACAGACCAGGUGGAGGCCCAAGGAGAAAAGAUCAGAGAUCUAGAAGUUUGCCUCGAGGGGCACCAGCUGAAACUUAAUGCUACCGAAGAGAUGCUUCAACAGGAGCUGCUAAGUCGAACAUCGCUGGAAACUCAGAAAUUGGACCUAAUGGCAGAAGUUUCGGAUCUGAAGAUUAAGCUGGUUGGGAUGGAGAAGGAACAAAGCGAAUAUGAAGAGAAGCAGAACAAAGCUGAGAACUUAUUACAGGAACUAAAACACCUAAAAAUUAAGGUUGAAGAGCUGGAAAAUGAAAGGACCCAGUAUGAAUGGAAACUGAAAGCAACCAAAGCUGAAAUCGCACAGCUUCAGGAACAGUUAGCUCUAAAAGACUCGGAGAUUGAACGAUUACAGAGUCAAAUCUCGAGGACAUCAGGAAAUAAUGAAAUUGCAGAAAGAGAGGAAGUGUAUAGGCGAAGGCUAAAAGAAAAACAUCAAGAGGUCCAAUGUUUGAAAGUAGGAAUGGAAUCAUUAUUGGCUGCGAAUGAAGAAAAGGACCGCCGAAUAGAAGAGUUAACUGUAUUGCUAAGUCAGUACCGAAGAGUAAAAGAGAUCAUGAUAGCAGUACAAGGAACUUCAGAAAGAGUUUUGUGUGGAAGCAGUGAAGAUGAUCUUGAAGUAACUUUAAGAAAAUGGAAUCCCAUGAAUAAGCCCCAAAUAGAACUAUAUAAGCCAGAGGUACCUCCAGGGGAAAUGACCCUACCUAUGUUGCCUCCUCCUCCACAAAAAAAAAUGCUGGAAAUGAGCGGAAGCUCUCCAGUUCCUUCAAAUAACCUGUUUUCUGCAAACGGACAAAGCCUGGAAGUCCAACAUAGGAUGCCUCAGAAAAAAAUAUCAAGUAGUCUUGAAGACUUGCAAAGUGAAUCCCUGGAAAAGCAUGUAGAUGCGAAACCAGUAGAACAUGAUGUAACACAAGAGAAUAAGUCAUUCGUGAAAAGCAGCAAAUACCAAACCUUGCCAGGGAAGCUUCCUCGACCUGCGCACAACGGCGAUACUGGGGUAUACAGUACUCCUUCUCCAAGUACGUGCCGUGUGAAUGGCAACGGAGACAACAGCAUACAGAGCCUGAGAGACUCUGACAAUAUGGAUGGUACAAUGAAUUCAGGUGACCUUUCACCUUUAUCAUCGGGAACAGAAUCUGGUGCACAGUCUCCACUAUCUCCAGAAAAUAAAAGAAGUCCAAGAGGAAUAAAGAAAAUAUGGGGAAAAAUACGCAGGACCCAGUCUGGAAAUUUCCCUGGAGAUGAUCUGGGCUUGGUUGAAUUUCGAAGAGGUGGCCUCCGUGCAACAGCUGGACCUAGAUUGUCUCGGUCAAAGGACACCAAAGGACAGAAGAGUGAUCAUAACGCCCCAUUUGCCCAAUGGGGCACUGAACGCGUUUGUAACUGGCUUGAAGACUUCGGUCUUGGGCAGUAUGUCAUUUUUGCACGACAAUGGGUGACAUCUGGCCACACCCUGUUAACAGCAACACCACAGGAUAUGGAAAAGGAACUAGGAAUAAAGCAACCUCUGCACAGGAAGAAAUUGGUUUUGGCUGUUAAAGCUAUCAAUACAAAACAAGAUGAUAAGUCCGCUCAGCUAGAUCAUAUCUGGGUGACUCGGUGGCUUGAUGAUAUUGGCUUACCUCAAUAUAAAGAUCAGUUUCACGAAUCGAGAGUUGAUGGCAGGAUGCUGCAAUAUUUAACUGUGAAUGACCUCCUCUUCCUCAAAGUCACAAGCCAGUUGCAUCAUCUCAGCAUUAAGUGUGCCAUUCACGUGCUCCAUGUGAACAAUUUCAACCCUCACUGCCUACGGAGGAGGCCGGCAGACGAGAAUAACAUUUCGCCUUCCGAAGUAGUUCAGUGGUCCAAUCACAGAGUAAUGGAAUGGCUCAGAUCAGUAGAUCUGGCAGAAUAUGCGCCGAACCUUCGAGGAAGUGGAGUUCACGGUGGCCUUAUUAUCCUUGAACCUCGUUUUAAUGGUGAUGCUCUGGCAAUGCUUCUCAACAUUCCACCUCAAAAAACGCUGCUAAGACGCCACUUAACCACUAAUUUCAACGUGCUAAUUGGACCAGAGGCACAGCAAGAAAAGAGAGAAAUAUUGGAAUCUACAGCUUAUGCGCCUCUGACUACCACUGCUAAAGUCCGGCCAAAGAAACUUGGAUUUUCACAUUUUGGAAACUUGAGAAAAAAGAAAUUUGAUGAAUCUACGGAUUACAUUUGCCCUAUGGAUACCAGUCCAAGUACCACCAACGGUGCUCAGAGAAGCUACGGCGCCUACAAAGUGCAUAAUGCCCUCCCUGACAAAGAAUUAGACAAACUGGAUCAGGUGGGCCAGGCGGACUGAUGUCACUCACCUUCCAUCCUCUUCAUGCAUUCCAAAGCUUACAAAUAACCUUUUGUUUCAAUUUAACCUAAAACGCAUAAUGCAUCUGCAUGGAUUUAAUGAAUGUAUUGGGAUGGGGCUUGAAGAAUCUGAUACUUAAAAUGCCAUCUGAAUUAUUUUCCAUUUGCAACCACUGUGUCAUCCUACUCACCUUCUCGAGCCCUUUUUCAGGAAUGCAAAAAGCUUUACACAACAGUCGUAGUUGAAGUCCAGGCAGCCAAAAGCCCCAAUCCAGCAAGGGUGCUGUGCAUGCA
Zootoca vivipara (common lizard) is the source of this 8128-nucleotide messenger RNA. RefSeq names its product PPFIB scaffold protein 2 (gene PPFIBP2). Gene Ontology annotation, molecular function: protein binding. Gene Ontology annotation, biological process: neuromuscular junction development. The record is from RefSeq and is a predicted model, not a curated record. NCBI's taxonomy places the organism in Eukaryota, Metazoa, Chordata, Lepidosauria, Squamata, Lacertidae. Gene Ontology annotation, cellular component: presynaptic active zone.